Messenger RNA from Myzus persicae (green peach aphid), 2224 nucleotides. It is a transcript of the gene Cdk9, whose product is annotated as cyclin-dependent kinase 9. Gene Ontology annotation, biological process: protein phosphorylation. Bases 261 to 1472 code for a protein of 403 amino acids. Gene Ontology annotation, cellular component: nucleus. NCBI's taxonomy places the organism in Eukaryota, Metazoa, Arthropoda, Insecta, Hemiptera, Aphididae. The transcript has 7 exons. Gene Ontology annotation, molecular function: ATP binding; cyclin-dependent protein serine/threonine kinase activity. The record is from RefSeq and is a predicted model, not a curated record.
UUAUUCCGUAAAAUAUAAAAGAAUCUGUCCAUGCUUUAUCGGGUUUAUCCUACAAUGUUGUAGUUUUCUUCUUUAUCGUGGUCCUACCAUCUAGCUACUUGCAAUCAGUCGCUCUCCGGCUCUCGUAUUCACUAUUCUCAUAUUUUAUAUUCCUGUGCCCUAUAUUCUGGCUAUCCACUAAUUGCCUAUAGGUCAUUAUAUUAAUUAGGCUACAUUAUUUUGGCCCUCACGUUUCACGAAAGGACUUCAAGACGACUGCCAUGACGAAUUUGAAUGGCGUGUUGACUCCGCCGUCAACACCAUCGCCCAACCUGCUGCAGAUGAACAUGGCCCGUGAGAGGGAGAAAUACUUGGAGGAGUUUAACUUCCCAUUUUGUGAAGCUGCCACCAAGUUUGAAAAACUAGCAAAGAUUGGUCAAGGCACAUUUGGUGAAGUGUUCAAAGCACGAGACAAAAAAAAUCCUAAAUUUACAGUUGCUAUGAAAAAAAUUCUGAUGGAAAAUGAAAAAGAAGGAUUUCCAAUUACUGCUCUGAGAGAAAUUCGAAUAUUACAACUAUUAAAACACGAUAAUGUAGUAAAUCUAUUGGAAAUCUGUCAAACUAGAGCCACUCAGUUUAAUCGUUAUCGUUCAACAUUUUAUUUGGUGUUUGAAUUUUGUGAACAUGAUUUGGCUGGCCUGCUAUCAAAUACUAAGGUGAAGUUCAGUCUUGGAGAGAUUAAGCAAGUAAUCCAACAAAUGCUCAAUGGUCUCUACUACAUACACAGCAACAAAAUAUUGCAUCGUGACAUGAAAGCAGCAAAUGUAUUGAUCACAAAAACUGGGACAUUAAAAUUAGCUGAUUUUGGUCUCGCCAGAGCGUUCAGUGCUCAAAAAAAUGGUCAACCAAAUAGGUAUACCAAUCGAGUCGUAACAUUAUGGUAUCGACCUCCUGAGUUGCUGCUUGGUGAUCGUAAUUAUGGUCCGCCUGUAGACUUAUGGGGAGCUGGAUGCAUUAUGGCUGAAAUGUGGACUCGUAGUCCAAUUAUGCAGGGUAAUUCUGAGCAACAGCAAUUAACUUUAAUAUCCCAACUAUGUGGUUCAAUAAUGCCAGAAGUCUGGCCUAAAGUUGAAUCUUUAGAUCUAUACAAUCAAUUGGAAUUAGUCAAAGGACAAAAACGAAAGGUAAAGGAGCGAUUAAAGCCCUAUGUACGUGAUCCAAUGGGUUGCGAUCUAUUAGACAAACUAUUAGUAUUGGAUCCAGCCAAGAGAUUUGAUGCCGAUUCAGCUUUAAAUCACGACUUCUUUUGGACAGAUCCUAUGCCAUGCGAUCUAUCUAAAAUGUUGUCUCAACAAACACAAAGUAAUUUUGAAUAUUUGGCUCCACGCAGACUCAAUAAUCACCAGUCAUCUGCUAUGCGACCAGCAUCAACCGUUCCAAGUCAAGGGACGUCCACGUCUGCUACCUCAGGUUUUCAUGAACGUGUUUUCUAGCGCAAGUGAAUGGCAGCUAAUGCGGCCACUUAUAACUAUAAUUUUUUUUACAUCUUAUAGUUUUUCCUUAUAUUAGUUAAGAUUUAUUUAUGUAUAAAUAAAACAGCUAAUUCUGUAUAUCAUCAUUGUUAUUAUUGGCUUAUAUUUAAUUAUAAGUUCUAUAGUUAUAAACUGACCUUAAAAUUAAAAUUAAAUCUUUAUUUUAAACUGGUUUAAAUUGUAAAUUACUGUUUUACAUAAUUAAAGUUACAUUUUCAUUAAUUAAUGUAUAUUUUUAAUACUAGUAAUAAUGUGUAAUCGACUGUUCAAUUUUCAGAAUGAUAAUUAUCAUGUCACUUAACUACCUAAGUAUGGUUUCUUUAUUUGUAUAAAAUUAAAUUAAAUUGCAGGUGUUUAUUUUUAAAAUGUUAUUCGAUUUUGUAAACAUUUUAUUUGUAUACAUAAUUCAGUUAAUUAAUCAUAAUUCAUAAUUGUUUACAUUUUGUACAUAAGUAGAAUGUAAGAAAGUAUUUGUACUGACAUUUUAUAUUAUAUUAUUAAUUAAUAACUAUUAAUUUUACCAUAUUUUAUAAGCUGAUAUUUUUUUUUAAGAAUUAUUUUAUUUGUACUUGUUUGUUGCAUCCUUUCCAGACAACUAUGUCAUGGUUUUGUUACUACAAUUGUACAUCUUGUAAAAUGUUAUUGCAAUUGAUAACCAUAUAUCAUAUUUAUAUGUAUAUGGUUAAUACUCAAUAAACAAGUUUAUUAGAUGC